This is a messenger RNA of Homarus americanus (American lobster), 925 nucleotides long. RefSeq lists its product as uncharacterized. The transcript is spliced from 4 exons. The coding region runs from base 62 to 469 and encodes 135 amino acids. The record is from RefSeq and is a predicted model, not a curated record. NCBI's taxonomy places the organism in Eukaryota, Metazoa, Arthropoda, Malacostraca, Decapoda, Nephropidae.
CUCGCCCAGUAUAAAACAGACUUGGUGGCCGGUGUUCCUCACUCUCCCACUGACCACCAACAUGAAGAGCUUCCUCGUCCUCCUCUGCUUCGUCGCCCUCGCUUGGUCUCAGGAAACUCCGGAGUGCGCGUGCGGCGGCUUCAUCUCUGAAUGGAAUGACUUGUUCGAGGUGCUGCACCUUCCACCUAUCAACGUAGAUGGAUGUGAAGAUUACAUGACAUGUCAUGAACGGUGUGUCGACGAGUGGACGUUCCUGACCAACGACGGGGACUUGGACCACGAAUUGCCUGAUGGUAAGACGGUGGGUCAACAUAUGUGUGAUAACCUCUCGGAGCAUGGCGAUGUCAAUGUCCAUCCAUAUCAAGUCUUCCUCUACUCCAACCUGUGCAGAGGUCCUUGGUUCUACGACGGCCAGGGAAGUAUAGACAAACUGUGUUGCCUCAAUGGUGACUACCACCCGUGUUUUUAAGUCAUUCGGCUUCCUCAGAGACCACCAGAAGUAUCUAACAAUUGACACGUCUACCUGAAGACUGUCAUCACCUGUCAGCUGCAGGAACCACUAACGGCAUUAUCUUAUUCAGUACCAACUACCGUCUGUAAUGUCUGUUUUAAGAACUAGUUGUACUCAAGAGCAAUCAAAUGCUUGUACCCUGAAAAUACUUCCUGCACUUAUCUACCAUUAAGCAUUUGUACUUUGAUAACUAUACCAUCAGCGGUGACGACCCGAAAAUAUUCCAAUGACUGAGGAUUCAACCUAUCCAGCUGCUGCCUCCACCUGACUUGCUCUCCACUGACAGAAGGUUUUAGAAAAUGAGCUGAAUUUUAAAUUUAUGGAAAAUGUGAAGAUAUUUCUGUGCUUCACAUAACACUGAUGUGCGUGGUGGAAGUUAUGUAGUGAUGUAAAUAAUAAAUGCAUUUGAGUUUU